This is a messenger RNA of Boleophthalmus pectinirostris (great blue-spotted mudskipper), 1387 nucleotides long. Its product is annotated as gap junction alpha-5 protein-like. Gene Ontology annotation, biological process: cell communication. Bases 49 to 1230 code for a protein of 393 amino acids. The record is from RefSeq and is a predicted model, not a curated record. Gene Ontology annotation, cellular component: connexin complex. NCBI's taxonomy places the organism in Eukaryota, Metazoa, Chordata, Actinopteri, Gobiiformes, Gobiidae. The transcript has 6 exons.
UCUGGGUUUGGUCCUGAAGCCUUGCUGAGGCUAAGCUCUGAAUUUCUGAUGGCGGACUGGAGCCUGUUGGGAAAUUUCUUAGAGGAAGUGCAGGAACAUUCCACCUCUGUGGGGAAGGUGUGGCUGACCAUCCUGUUUAUCUUUCGGAUCCUUGUACUGGGCACUGCAGCAGAGUCAUCCUGGGGUGAUGAGCAGGAGGAUUUUAACUGUGACACUGAACAGCCAGGCUGUGAGAAUGUCUGUUAUGACAGGGCCUUCCCAAUCGCACACAUCAGAUACUGGGUUUUGCAGAUUGUUUUUGUGUCCACACCCAGCCUCAUCUACAUGGGCCAUGCCAUGCACACCGUCCGAAGAGAAGAAAAGAGGAGGAGUCGGCAGGAGGAGCUGGAAGAUCGACGGUCUGAAGAUGACCCUGGGGGAGGGCAUGACAGAGGGAGGGUGGACAUCCAGGAGGCAAGGACAGAAAAGGACGGCUCUAAGGACAAGAGAGAGGGCCGUAUCCGUCUGCGUGGGGCUCUGCUGCAGACCUAUGUCCUGAGCAUCCUCAUUCGCAGCAUCAUGGAGGUAGUGUUUUUGUGUCUUCAAUACUUCCUUUAUGGUAUCUUUCUGAACCCACUGUAUGUGUGUAAGGCCUGGCCUUGUCCUCAUCCGGUCAACUGCUAUGUCUCCAGACCCACAGAGAAGAACGUCUUUAUUGUGUUCAUGCUGGCUGUGUCAGCAGUGUCCUUAGUCCUCAGUGUACUUGAGCUGCAACACCUGGCCUGGAAACACUGCUGCAGGCAACUGUUUUGUGCUGGGAAUAACGCUAAACCUGAAGAACCAUCUUUGGCCAGACAAGUCUCUCUGUCACCACCACCACCUUCAACCCCACCCCCUGACUUCAGCCAGUGUGUUAUAGGGUCCACACACUUUUUACCCAUGCCCUUCCCUCAGCACCGCUUGGCAAACCAGCAGAACUCUGAGAACAUGGCUACAGAGAAGAGUAACAUGGCUGCUGCAGUGGAAGAGGACUUCCUGCAGCUCUCCUGCUACAGUCCUGGAUGGCACGAGACCGUAACUAACCCCACUGAAGACCAGAGGACUGAGGCUAACUACAAGCCCCCAGAAAGGAGCAAUCAUGAAAGGCCGCUGCUGUGCCCGAACACAGCUAUGUGCCAGAAAGACAAGAGACGCUUCAGCAAAACCAGUGGAACAAGCAGCCGGAGCAGGGCCGAUGACCUCUCUGUUUAAACUCUAUGGCCUGUGAUUCAGAGGACAAUUCCUGACUCCUGACUUUACCACGUUAGACCUGUGGUUUAUGUAUUUAUGAACACACCAGAAUAUGAUAUUUAGCCUUGUAGCUUCAUUAUACAUUCUAUAAUAAAGCUGUGUGUCACUGUAGCUUAAC